GGACAUGUGCUGGCCCAGGACCAACUCAAUAAAUAUGAAGACUUAAGACAAAUUUAAAGAUGAGGUUCAUUUAUUCACCAUCUCUAUGAAUAUGAUUACAACAUCCACUAUUGAGCUUGAAAAAUCACAAAGAAUCUUCAAACCGCAUACCUAUUAAUGAGGGAAAAACAUGACCAAAAAAAAAUGAAGGGACGAGACAAUCAGGAAGCUACCUUCCUAUCAGUACCACCCACUGUGUAUCUACUCCGUUGCAGAAGUUCAACUAAACGAUGAAAAUCACACCCGCAAAUCCACUCCAAAAAUUGCACGUGCUAACUCUGUUCACCCACACGUGCCUCCUUCACCAUUUAACUGCUACCACUAUAACCAACUCCCCCAAAUUUUUCAACUAUAAAUUCAAAACGCAUACAACACGAGUAACAACCAGAACCAUAACCGCUCAAUCACACACUCACAGUGAAUCUCAAAACCGCAUAACAGAAACCAAAAUGGAAGAAAAUAAAGAAGCCAUUGAAGCUCAGAGCAAGUUCCGAUCAGAGUUCCUGCAAGUCCUCAGUAGCAGAAGACCUCCUCAAGUUCCGUUAACGGUUGAAAUCGGAAAACCAGUGGUGGAUCAAUGGUAUCAGAAGAACUCUUCUCCGUCAACCGAUGAGGAGAUUAUGAAGUCUUGUCCUAAAAAAGACAUUGAGAACUUCAAAGAUUUGCUCAAGGAGGAGAAUCUGUAUUUAACUAUAGAGGAAGGAGAUCAAGGACGGUUGCCUGUGUUGAUUUUGAGUUUGAAGGAAAGUGAUAUACAGAAAAGAAGAAGACCUGCAGUUGUUUUUCUUCACAGUACAAACAAGUAUAAAGAAUUUCUGCGUCCAUUGCUUGAGGCAUAUGCUUCACGGGGAUAUAUAGCAAUUUCGAUUGAUUCUCGUUACCAUGGUGAACGUGCGAAGGAUGCAACUACUUAUCGCGAUGCUCUUAUUUCCGCAUGGAAGACCGGAGACACAAUGCCAUUCAUAUAUGACACGGUAUGGGACUUGAUUAAAUUGGCAGAUUAUCUAACACAGAGAGAAGAUAUAGACCCCUCUAGGAUAGGAAUCACUGGAAUAUCACUUGGAGGAAUGCAUGCAUGGUUUGCUGCAGCUGCUGAUACACGCUAUGCUGUGGUUUCUCCCCUGAUUGGUGUACAGGGAUUUCGAUGGGCCAUAGACAACGAUAAGUGGCAGGGUCGAGUUGACAGUAUAAAGCCUGUUUUUGAAGCGGCUCGUGAUGAUUUGGGCAAAACUGCUAUUGACAAAGAAGUGGUGGAGAAGGUUUGGGACAGGAUUGCUCCUGGUUUAGCUUCCCAGUUUGAUUCCCCAUACUCGAUUCCAUCUAUUGCACCACGUCCUCUGCUUAUUCUCAAUGGUGCAGAAGAUCCUAGGUGUCCCCUUGCGGGCUUGGAAAUUCCAAGGUCAAAAGCAAGUCAGGCAUAUGGGGAGUUUCACCGCUUAGAUAAUUUCAAGUUUAUUGCGGAACCCGGAAUUGGGCACCAGAUAACAAAAUUCCAGGUGAAAGAGUCAUCUGAUUGGUUUGACAAGUUCCUGAAGCCUCAGCUUGUGCCCGGAUUGUAAAAUUAUAACCAACUCGCUCUGGCUCAUUCGAGUUGCCUCUAUAUGAUUGUGUGUGUGUGUGUGUGUUGUGUUAUGAUUUUCUGUUUAAUGUAUCCUCUAGUCCAUGUUAUUGCAAUAAAAUGAAGAACCAUAGUUCUAUGUGUGCCUAA
Molecule: messenger RNA, 1747 nt
Organism: Trifolium pratense (red clover)
Lineage: Eukaryota; Viridiplantae; Streptophyta; Magnoliopsida; Fabales; Fabaceae
Product: putative esterase YitV
Exons: 13
Coding region: 270-1598 (442 amino acids)
Biological process (GO): proteolysis
Molecular function (GO): serine-type peptidase activity
Source: RefSeq, a predicted model, not a curated record